UUCCCUUCGACAACUUCGUCAUCUCGGCCUGACUCGCUCGCUUCACUUUUAUCUCCACACAUCUUCUACUUUCGAUUAUUUGUACUGAAAAAGAGGUAUUUUUAGGGUUUAUCCUCAACUUCGUAUAAUCAUGGAUAAAUUCGCUAGGCAUAGAGGCGGGGAUAGAUACACCAACGGCGGCGAAGAGCCUCGCCAUUAUAAUUCAAGCGGCAGGCAGUCUCGGGACGGCGGAUCUCCGUUCCGCCACCACGGGCAGGAUAGCUUCCGAAACGGAGGGGGACGCAGCAGUCCUCAUGAUAGCCGUGAUGGGUUCUCAGUCGGCGGGGGAGGCGGCCUGGCUGGUGGCGGCGGUGGGAGGGAAAAUCAGAGGGCCUUUGAUAGUCCUCCUCCGACCUACCCUCAACCGCUUGGUGGCGAAGGAGGCGUUGGAGGAAGGGGAUUGAGGCCGAUUGGUGACGGAACUGGGGGGUUUCGGCCGAUGAUUGGUGGACCAAUUGGUGGCGGUGGUGGAAGAGGGUUCCCACCUAUGGGUAGUGGUGGCAGGGGAGGAUUUCGUCCAAUAUCUGGUGGCAGAGGUGAUGAAUUUCAACGGAUGGGUGGCGCUAACAUUGAUGGUGGGGAUUUCCAACCUCUUGAUGGUCCCGGUGGUGAUGGCAGAGGGUUUCUGUCGAUGGGUGGUCCUGGCGGUGAUGGUGGAGGAUUUCGAGGUGGCAGUAGUGACAGUGGAGGGUUUCGACCUGUGGGUAGUGAUGGUGGGAGAUUUGGUUUGGAUGAGUACCGCGAGCAGAUGCCUCCUCUCACAGGCCAGAAGCGAGGGUACCCUUUUUCUGGAAGAGAAAGGUCUCCAGGUAGAGAAGGAGCUAGUUUUGCCAAACUUUUUGUAGGUUCUGUUCCCAGGACAGCCACUGAAGAUGAUGUUCGACCUCUGUUUGACAAUCAUGGACGUGUUUUAGAAGUUGCUCUGAUAAAGGAUAAGAGGACUGGACAACAACAAGCAACUUUUGAUAUUAUUAGAAUUUUUUACAUCAGCAAUCAGCACAGAUUUGGUAUGAGCUGUGGUGGUGAGACAUUCUUUGUGUUGUUAGAAGCAGCUACUUCACUUUACUUCUUCACUAUGGUUUGCCUUUCAUCUCAUGGUGCUGCGAAGUGCUUAAAGGAGGUUUUGCGUUUUCCAUGGGAUUGUGUGUGUAUGGAGGAAAUUUUGGAUGAACUUUUGGCUUAUGAUGUGCAGCUUCUCAGUUUUCAUAAUGUUGACAUUUUGAUGGCCAUUUCUUGGUCUCUGGCUAGGAAUGAUGGUUGCUGUUUCAUUAAGUAUGCUACUUCGGAAGAGGCUGAUAGAGCCAUUAGAGCUCUGCAUAAUCAAUAUACAUUACCUGGGGCAAUGGGUCCUAUUCAAGUCAGAUAUGCUGAUGGAGAGCGAGAACGCCUUGGUGCAACGGAGUUCAAGUUGUUUGUUGGGUCAUUGAACAGACAAGCUACCGAGAAGGAAGUUGAAGAAAUUUUCUCACCUUAUGGUAGAGUUGAAGAUGUUUAUCUGAUGCGAGAUGAAAUGAAGCAGAGCCGUGGAUGUGGAUUUGUGAAAUAUUCUCAGAGAGAGAUGGCACAGGCAGCUAUUAAUGCGCUUAAUGGGACAUUCACCAUGAGAGGCUGUGACCAGCCUUUAACUGUUAGAUUUGCUGAUCCUAAGAGACCUAGACCUGGAGAUUUCAGAAGUGGUCCUUCUUUCGGUGGACCUGCUUUUGGCCCUCGUUUUCCGUCCCCUGCAAUCAGGCCUCCACUGGACCAUGGUACACCACUUCGCGGUCCCAUUCCUUCUAACUGGCCUUCAGUGACCCCGCAAAGCCUAGGGCCACCUGCUCAUAUUGGAAACCAAAUUCCUGCUAGAUCUGGUGAUAUGGGUGUCUCUUCUAACCCUGGUCCUUUGGGAAACCUUCCGGGCAAGGCAGAUGGUUCUCUUCCUGGACCUACUAGACCUCCUCUCCAGUCACAACAGAAUAUGCCGCCAUCCGCACAAGUACAGCCUUUAAAUUCAGGCUCUUUUUCGAGCCUUCAAAGUGUACAGGGACCAUACAUGCAACCUGGACAAGUGCAAACCCCUCAGCAGCUGCCUGGGCAAAAUGGUCAAUUCUCUGUUCUCCCGACACAAGGGCCGCAGGGUAAUGCACAGAAGCUUCAGUCUCCAUCUCAUUUGGCUCAGAUGCUUUCGCAACAGAAACAUAAUCUGCAAGCCACGUUUGAGUCAUCACAACAAGCCUUCAAUCAGCUACAACAACAGGUUCAGCAACUACAACCAACGAACCAGAAUUUAGCAGCUCAUCAGAUUCCUUGGUCUCAGCCAGUUGGAAACACCUCAGCUGGAAAUGUAACUGCAACAACACCUGCCUCUGCUACUAACUCAGCCAUCCCCACUGUUAGUUGUAAGUGGACAGAGCAUACGUCUCCUGAUGGAUACAAGUACUACUAUAACAGCCUCACUGGUGAAAGCAAGUGGGAAAAGCCUGAAGAGCUGAUACUGUAUGAGCAGCAGCCGCAACAGAAGCCGUCUAACCAACACCCACAGGUACAGACCCAUCAGAUGCAAGUACAGCUUCAAGGUCAAUACGGGCAGCUUCAGAACCAUCCCAAGCCCUUACAGCAGUCUACUCAAACCUCGGUUACUGGGUUUUCAGCCUCACAGAGCAGUAAGAUUUUGAUGCCUAAUUUUGUUGUACUAAAUGCGAUUCUUUACUGUUUGACUUGUGGGGGAAUCAGGAACAUGGCUAUGGACAAAUACCGGGUAUUCAGGAGUCACAGGAAUGGAUGUGGAAGAAUAAUAACUGAGGUUUCUGCUUCUGUGGUGCUCUUGGUAGGCGGCGGAUGGUUAUUCCCGGGUGUAGCACUCAUAUCACUUGGCGUACAGCUAACGGUUUCAGGCAAGAGGAUAUGGAAGCUUACUCCACCUAAGGACCUAGUGUACUUCCUCCUCCUCCCUGUUACUCAAUCCUCU
Molecule: messenger RNA, 2986 nt
Organism: Striga asiatica
Lineage: Eukaryota; Viridiplantae; Streptophyta; Magnoliopsida; Lamiales; Orobanchaceae
Source: the annotation of a GenBank genome assembly